Molecule: messenger RNA, 1400 nt
Organism: Caenorhabditis sp. 36 PRJEB53466
Lineage: Eukaryota; Metazoa; Nematoda; Chromadorea; Rhabditida; Rhabditidae
Source: the annotation of a GenBank genome assembly
AUGGCCAUUGAGAAAGUGGAGGUGUAUCUCACUAGAAAGCAAAAUGCCGCAACUGGCGCUAUCGCCGAAGACUGGAAGGCUCUCAACGAUUUCUACAGCAAGAAGUAAGUUUUCCAUAUAAACUUCAGCAAAGAUAUGCUUAUUCUUCCAGGCUUUGGCAUCAGCUCACUGUUCUGACGCGCUCUUUGGUCAAAAAACCGUAUUUUGCCACUACCGUCGAUAUGCGGGAGUUUUAUGAGAAGUGAGGAAGCUAUCAAAACUGCAGAGUUAAUAAACUUAUUUUCAGCUUUAUUGCCGAGUGGGAGCAGCGCGCUAAUCCCCUGCAGCUAAUCGAGAUCUGCAUUCCGAUCGCUCAGACAAUUGGUAAAGCUGAUAAGAUGAAAGGAGUCGAGUUUUUGCUGAAAUUCGGGAAGGUCGUCUACAAAGACAAGAUCGCCGUUGCUCGUCUGCAUACAGGAAUCAUUGAGCUCAAGCUGGAUAACAAAGACAAGGCUGGUCAAAUUCUGGAUCUGAAGGGUAUUCGUGCUCAAAUCGAUUCCACGCAGCAAGAAGUCGAGGCUCUCGUCGGAGUCACCGCAGUGCACGCUCCUUUUUACCGUGUUUCUUCCCUGUAUCUCCGUGAGACUGGAGAUUUCGCCGGCUACUAUCGCGAAGCCCUCCGUUAUCUCGGAGUAGAAGACACUUCAACUCUUACAACGGAGCAGAAGCAGGUUCACGCCGUUCUUCUCGGAUUCGCUGCUCUUUUGGGAGAGAACGUUCACAACUUUGGAGAAUUGGUGAGAAUUUUCAUGUGAGUUUGUGAGCUCAAUGUCUAUUUUCAGCUCGCCCACCCGAUUCUAAAAUCACUGCAAGGAACUCGCGAGGAAUGGCUUGUUCAAGUGAACUUUUAUUACGUUAUGCAGUUGUUAUUCUCAAUUUUAGGUGCUCCUCGCUUUCAACUCUGGAGAUCUCCCGCAUUUCUUCGCGAUGGAGAAUGAUUGGGCAGGCUGGGAUGAUUUGAAGAAACAGAAGGACUUCCUCACCGCCAAGAUCCGCCUGAUGGCUAUCAUGGAAUUGGCAGUUGAUCGUCCUACUAAAUCUAGAGCCGUCUCUUUCAAGGAGAUUGCCACCAAAUGCCAGAUUCCAUUCGAUGAGGUCGAAUUCCUGGUGAUGAAAGCGCUGAGCAAAGACCUGAUCCGAGGAGACAUCAAUCAGGUCGAACAAGUGGUGUACAUCUCGUGGGUGCAGCCCAGAGUGCUCGACAAUCGCCAGGUUACUGUUUAGAGAUUGAAAAAGUGUUAAACUUCAAAACUUUACAGAUUGAAGCAAUGGCUAAUCGCAUUGGAGAAUGGAAGAAGGACGUAACUUCAAUGGAAGGAGUCGUCAGCAAGGAGGCUCGCGAGAUUCUCACCCAGGCCUGA